GGCAGGUGACCCGUUAUAACGGUCCACUUCGAGGGUAAGGAGGGGAGACUACUGUCUACAUUUCAACUCUGGAGAGAGAGGGGCCGCAGCACAUAUGUAGGGGGUUUCAGGAGUGACGGGUAAAGUCAAGGGAAACAGAGCGUCGAUUUCUCGACAAAUGUACAGUGUACGGUGGAAGUGUACCAGCGCCAGUUCUCUGCAAUGUUUGCUCGGCGGACGGGAAAACUGAAAUAAUUAAUAAACCAAGUUCUGCUUCCCGCGUUCACUUUGGCCAGAAGUGGAGCGGAUGAGAGCCCACUGAACAGGAGACGAACUUCAAAAAGACAACAGACGCCCACUCCCUUUACACAAGUUUGCUGAUCGUCUUGCACCGGGCACGUGCGGUUCAUGUUGGGCAAUGGCGAUGUCUGGGAGAGUCCGAGCGCUCCUGUUGUUGUUAUGGAUUUUUCAAGGUGACUCCCAGCGGGUGGAGAUGCCCAGGAGAGAGAUGGAGGUGGUGAAGGGUCAGAUGGUGGUCCUGCAGGCCUGGUACAGCCCCACAUCUGAUAUCGGCAGGAACAGUGUCAUCUGGAACUUCAUGGCCAACGACUCCAAGCAGGUCAUCUCCUACAGUAACGGUGAGCCAGGGAUAGGUAGUCCUGAGUUCAGGAAGCGUGUUGGGUUCAGCCUGUCCAUGCCCUCGGCCAAUCUCUCCAUCUACAUCAACAACACCCAGGAGUCAGACUCGGGACGAUACUUCUGCAAUGUCAUCAUCCCUGGAGCCGCCGGACUCUCUGGAGAAAUGCGCCUUAAUGUCAAAGUCCCUCCCUCGCCUCCAGUGUGCUUGAUGACUGGGUCAUCUGUGCUGAACGGCAACGUGACACUGAGCUGUAAGUCCAGCUCGGGCAAACCCAUCCCUCAGUACAAGUGGACCAAGAAUGCCCCCAUGUCAGAGGUCUUCUUUUCCCCCAUGCAGAAUGAGAGGCAAGGCACCCUCAGGCUGAGUAACCUCACUAAGAGCAUGUCAGGGAAAUAUGUGUGCCGAGCUAGCAACACUGCCGGCUCUGACACUUGCUCUAUCAACCUGGAGGUCUUCACCUCCUCUAAUGCUGGAGCGAUUGUUGCUGCUACUCUGGGGUCCAUCGUGGCACUGGUAGCCAUCAUACUCUUCCUCAUCUUCAUACUGAGGAGGAGAGACCACGAAGAGGAGGAGCUAGCCAAUGAUAUCAAGGAGGAUGCCCAGGCACCCAAGCGUGUUUCCUGGGCAAAGAGCGGCACAGGCUCAGACAUUCUCUCCAAAAAUGGCACGCUGUCCUCCAUAGCCACGAGCCCGCAUCUACGAGACCCCCAGCAGCCCAACAACUUCCGCUACCCCUACCCCACUGCUCCGGCCUCUGACACAGGCUCUGUGCUCAACGCCUACCGCCUUCGGCCUGGAGAGCCCAACCCCCUGCAGGGCCUCCCAGGGUACAUCAGUGGCACACCUCCACCCAGGCACACCAGACCCCUCUGUGUUGCAAACAACAUUGAUGCCACCUCUCCACACAGGCACAGUCGACCCCCCAGUUCGAACCACAUCAGUGGGACUCUACCCCCUGGCCUUACCCGGCCCCUCAGCACUAGUAUCAUUGUUGACACCCCUCCCCAUGGGUUCAGUCAACCCCCCAGUCCUAACCAUGUUGGUGUCACCUCUCCACAUGGGCACAGCAGACCCACUAGUUCUAACAACAUUGGUACCCCCUCCCCAUAUGGGAACAGUCAACCCCCAAGUUCUAACAAUAUCGGUGCCCCCUCUCCCCAUGGGCACAGCAGACCACCAAGCUCGAACCACAUUGGCGGUAGCGCUCCACACAGGCACAGUCGACCUCCCAGUUCCAAGCACAGUCGACCCCCUAGUUCUAACCACAGCCGACCUCCCAGCAUCAGUAGCAUACCUCACUAUGGACACAGCAGAACCUCUAGUUCCAACGGUGCCCCACCCGGUCACAUGGUCACAGACCCCGACAAGACUGAGAGGGCCCAGCCUCAGGUGCCACGCCCUCUCACCUCGCCAAUCAGCUCCACCACCCUGGCCCGUAUAGGUGCUGUGCCCGUCAUGGUGCCCGCUCAGAGCCAGGCUGGAUCACUGGUAUAGCCCACUGGAGUGUCUCACGUUUUACUUUUGAACACAAACUGAAGCAAAUGGAUAAAGACUUCCUCAAAGGCUAUAGAGAGAAGGAUUUGCUACAAAUUAAAAUCACUUUUUUUAUUGCAGUUGUUCAAAGUAGAAUGAAGAACUCAUGCUAAAGAAGACAAAUGAGAAAAUAUGACACUUGUGGAAUCUACACUAUUCAAGUCUGCACAAGUUAAGACUUGUUUUAUUAUUUUUGUUGUUUUCAAAUGCCAUGAUCAGAUUCUUUAAGGUUAAAACAAGGCCUAUUCUCAAAAAAAAUAUUUGUGAACAAGUUGUUUGUGAAUCCAUAUAUUUGACAGUUUUGACCUAGUCGUGGCCAAAAGUUUUGAGAAUGACCCAAAUAUUAAUUUCCACAAAGUUUGCUGCGUCAGUGUCUUUAGAUA
Salvelinus sp. IW2-2015 is the source of this 2535-nucleotide messenger RNA. Its product is annotated as endothelial cell-selective adhesion molecule. Gene Ontology annotation, cellular component: adherens junction; plasma membrane. The record is from RefSeq and is a predicted model, not a curated record. Gene Ontology annotation, biological process: homophilic cell-cell adhesion. Gene Ontology annotation, molecular function: cell-cell adhesion mediator activity. NCBI's taxonomy places the organism in Eukaryota, Metazoa, Chordata, Actinopteri, Salmoniformes, Salmonidae.